This is a messenger RNA of Ilyonectria robusta, 861 nucleotides long. Its product is annotated as Pleckstrin homology domain-containing protein. Bases 1 to 861 code for a protein of 286 amino acids. The record is from RefSeq and is a predicted model, not a curated record. Lineage: Eukaryota; Fungi; Ascomycota; Sordariomycetes; Hypocreales; Nectriaceae. The transcript is spliced from 4 exons.
AUGAUCACCGCUGGUGGGUCCCGUAACUCCCUGACUAAGCUUCCCAGGGACCGCUGCUGGAGAGCGAGAGGGUGCAGACGCGGUGCGGAACAGAAGAACGUCGAGGUCCCUCAGGAGACCAAGCCCGAGACCACUCCCGCUCCCGCCACCAAGACCCCCGCUGUCGAGUCCAAGCCCCCUGAGGAGACCCCCGCCGAGUCUGCUCCCGCCACCGAGGACAAGCCCGCCGAGGAGUCCAAGGCUGAGGGCAAGAAGGAGGAAGGCAAGCCCGUCGAGGAGGGCCAUCUGGGCCACGAGGCUCAGAGCCUCAGCUUCCCCAAGAACCUGAUUGCCAGCAAGGAGUUCUUCUUCUUCGGCACCAACGCCUUCGAGCCCAAGGCGCUCGCCCACUACCUCAAGACCGAGAAGUCGGCCGAGACUGCCCACGGCAACAUCGCCUGGGCCUCCCACACCGGUCAGGGUCUCCUCUUCAUCGGGGACAAGAAGAACCCUUCCAGCAUCAUCAGCCUGGCCGAUGCCACCGAGCCCGAGACCGAUGGCUCCCACAAGUUCCACUUCACCUCUAAGGGCAACAAGCACAGCUUCAAUGCCGCCAACACUGCUGAGCGUGACAACUGGGUCGCCCAGCUGAAGCUCGAGAUCGCCGAGGCUAAGGAGCUCGCUGCCACCGUCACCGAGUCUGAGGCUUACAAGAAGACCAUUGAGAACUUCAAGCCCGCUCCUCCCAAGAAAGAAAAGGCCGCCGAGACCCCCAAGGAGGAGGAGCCCAAGGAGGAGCCCAAGAAGGAGGAGAAGACCGAGGGCUCCAAGCGCCGAUCCGUGAGCCUCCCCUUCGCCUUUGGCAAGCGCGAGAAGUGUUGA